Ascochyta rabiei is the source of this 1245-nucleotide messenger RNA. RefSeq lists its product as uncharacterized. Lineage: Eukaryota; Fungi; Ascomycota; Dothideomycetes; Pleosporales; Didymellaceae. Gene Ontology annotation, biological process: amino acid transmembrane transport. The record is from RefSeq and is a predicted model, not a curated record. The coding region runs from base 1 to 1245 and encodes 414 amino acids. Gene Ontology annotation, molecular function: amino acid transmembrane transporter activity. The transcript has 2 exons. Gene Ontology annotation, cellular component: vacuolar membrane.
AUGAUCAAGACACAGAUUGGGUUGGGCGUGCUAUCUAUCCCAUCUGCUUUCGAUGCCCUUGGUCUCGUUCUUGGUGUAAUCUGUCUGCUCGGAAUUGGUGGCAUGAUCACCUGGGGUAACCACGUCGUUGGUGCAUUCAAGCGCAACCACCUCAAAGUCUACAGUAUUGUGGACGUUGGUGAGAUGUUGGGUGGAAAGAUUGUCAAAGAGUUUAUGACCCUUGCCUUCAUGCUGUGGUGGAUAUGUCUCGCAGCUGCUGGUUUCUCGAUUAUCUCCACCGUCUUCAACGCCUUGUCUCUCCACGGAGCCUGCACUGCUGUGUUCGUUGCCGUAGCCGCGGUCAUCGGUUUCCUGACUGGCUCCAUUCGAACACUGGGGAAGAUCUCGUGGCUUGCAUGGAUUGGUGUGAUUUCCAUCAUCACCGCUCUGCUGACAUUGACAAUCGCCGUUGGCCUUCAGGACCGCCCAGCCGAAGCGCCCCAGACCGGACCUUACGUCUCCAACUACAAACUGAUCCGAAACCCUACCUUCAAUGAGGGUAUGGGAGCCAUUAACUCUUUCGUCUUCGCGUACGCCGGCACUCCGGCCUUCUUCGCCAUCAUCUCUGAGAUGCGCGACCCUGCCAUGUACAACAAGGCCAUUUACACCUGCCAGGCCACCAUGACUGGUAUCUACGUCCUCGUCGGUGUCGUUGUCUACUACUUUUGCGGCACGUUCGUCUCCUCUCCCGCUCUUGGAUCCGCCCGCUCCCUCCUCAAGCGUGUAUGCUACGGUCUCGUUCUUCCUUGCCUCAUUGUCUUGACUUGCCUCGUCACCUACUACCCUAAUAAAUACGUCUUUCUGCGCGCACUCAAGGGCUCCAAGCACCUCGUUUCCAACUCCAGGAUCCACUGGACAACAUGGUUGUCUUGCACGCUUAGAGUCACAAUUGUUGCGUACAUCAUUUGCUUGGCGGUUCCUAAUCUUGGUCCUAUUAUUUCGCUUGUUGGCGCCUUGCUUGCUACGUUUAUGUCUCUGCAGCCUCUUGGAGCUAUGUGGCUCUACGACAAUUUCAAGCGACCCAACAAGGGCCUAAGGUGGAUGGUUGGUGUAGCCUUUGCUUUGUUCGUGAUCUCCAUCGGUACCUACAUUAUGGUUGCUGGUUCCUACAGCGCCAUUGUUGCUAUUAUAGCUGAUUACAACUCGGGUUCGUCAGGCGCCUGGUCUUGCGCUGACAACUCCAACUCGGCUAGUGGCGGACACUAG